This is a messenger RNA of Suncus etruscus (white-toothed pygmy shrew), 1005 nucleotides long. RefSeq names its product DnaJ heat shock protein family (Hsp40) member C9 (gene DNAJC9). Gene Ontology annotation, cellular component: nucleus; cytoplasm. Gene Ontology annotation, molecular function: heat shock protein binding. The transcript has 5 exons. Lineage: Eukaryota; Metazoa; Chordata; Mammalia; Eulipotyphla; Soricidae. The record is from RefSeq and is a predicted model, not a curated record. The coding region runs from base 55 to 837 and encodes 260 amino acids.
GCGCCCGGCACUUUUCGCGCGGGAAAAGGCGGCGGCGAUCCGGCUGUCGGGGCCAUGGGGCUGCUGCAGCGGUGCGAGGAGGUGUUCGGCACCGCCGACCUCUACCAGGUGCUGGGCGUGCGGCGCGAGGCGUCGGCCGGCGAGGUGCGGCGCGGCUACCACAAAGUGUCGCUGCAGGUGCACCCCGAUCGGGUGGCCGAGGGCGCCAAGGAGGACGCCACCCGCCGCUUCCAGAUCCUCGGGCAGGUCUACGCCGUGCUGAGCGACCAGGAGCAGCGGGCCGUGUACGACGAGCAGGGCGCCGUGAGCGACGACAGCGACGCGCUCGCGCAGGACCGCGACUGGGAGACCUACUGGAGGCUGCUCUUCAAGAAGAUCUCUCUUGAGGACAUUCAGGAAUUUGAGAAGACCUACAAAGGGUCUGAGGAGGAGCUGACUGACAUCAAACAGGCUUACCUGGACUUCAAGGGGGACAUGGACCAGAUCUUGGAGUCGGUGCUGUGUGCACAAUAUGCGGAUGAGCCCAGGAUCAGGAGCAUCCUCCAGCAAGCCAUCGAGGCCAAGGAAGUGCCAGCCUAUCGCGCUUUUGUCAGGGAGUCGCAGCAGAAGAUGAAUGCGAGGAAAAGGAGGGCUCAGGAAGAGGCUAAGGAAGCGGAGCAGAGCAGGAAGGAGUUGGGGCUGGACGGAGAAGUUGAUAACCUGAGAGCCAUUAUUCAGAGCAAACAGAAGGAUCGACAAAAGGAAAUGGACAGUUUUCUGGCUCAGAUGGAAGCAAAGUACUGCAAACCUUCCAAUCGAGGAGGGAAAAAAACAGCCCUCAAGAAAGGAAAAAAAUAGUAGAGUAUUCUUCUCAGAAGUCCUCAAUUGUGAGUUGGUGUUGUCAGCAAGGUGUGGUCAAGAGCUGAAGGCUAGUCAUCCCACACUCAGGUGUUUUACAGCCUGUAUUGUUCGGAUGAGUUGUGAAAAUCCAGCAGAAGCACUAAGCCCAACUUGACAACCUCGAGU